Porites evermanni is the source of this 4084-nucleotide messenger RNA. The record is from the annotation of a GenBank genome assembly. Lineage: Eukaryota; Metazoa; Cnidaria; Anthozoa; Scleractinia; Poritidae.
AUGGCCACCAUGUUCCUGAUUGUUGACAUUAAAAAUUUUGACUUUAAAUAUUGGAAUAUUUUCUUUUACCGUCUAUGGGGGUCUUUAUCUAUCAUUUUUUGUGGAGUAUCAGUUUUUGCAUCAACUGCCUUGAGUGUGGACAGACUUCUCGCGCUGUUUUUGGGGUUGAGGUACAGACACGUUGUAACACUGAAGCGAGUUCGUGCAGUUCUUGCCUGUGGUUGUUUAGCCCUUCUAUUGAUUAUGUUGGUUUGGUAUUUUCACGCAAAAACCUGCAAGAUUUCAAUGCCAAUUUUCUGGACACUUUGUCUCAUUAUCUCGCUGUUCUCGUACACGAAGAUUGUCCUUAGACUUCGUCAACAUCAGUUCAGUGUACAAGACAACGUCCAGCAAGGACAAGCGAACACAGGACGAAUUCCAUUGAACUUAGAACGAUAUAAAAAAACUGUUGUAAGCAUAGCUUUAGUGCAGCUGGCAUUAGUUAUAUGCUAUUUUCCUUCUAGUAUUGUCUUUAUUUUGAUUCAUCUGAAGGGUAUGCACCCUAGUAUUGAUUUUAUAUUACAUGGUUAUUGUGCAACUCUGGUUUUCCUAAACUCGUCUUUAAAUCCGUUUCUGUACUGCUGGAGAAUCAAAGAAAUACGAAAAGCAGUGAAAGCCACAAUCAGAAGGUUUUGCACCUGUUUAAGUCAAUGAACAUCCACUCUAUCUACGAAUCAGUAAAAAUUAUUGUGUAACUACAACUCAUUCUCUCUUGGUAAUAGUAGUGUCAACUGAAAACCAAUAACUGAAGCUAAUAACUUGUAAGAAAUCAAUAAAAACCACCUUUCUUUAAAGGAUUAUCGAUAUUUGAGAAAAAAUGAUAAUAAAUAAUAGUAAAUUUUCACCAUGUUUCAGCUACCAGCACCAUAUUCCUCCCUGAUGAUUCGUGCGCAUUUUAUCAAAAGAGGUAAAAUCCUAACUUUUGGUUUCUUUACUGCUUAACAUUAGUCUGGAUUUUUUGUCUAUUUUUACCCCUGAUCCAGACCGUGGGGUGAGAAGGGCGGGGGGGGGGGGGGGGGGGAAGAGAAAAAGAGAACUAACAACAAACUCAACCAACCCUCACAUGGCGUCGACGCCAGGAUUUGAACCCGGGCCACAUCAGAGAGAGGCGGCGAGUGCUUUCACCACUGCGCCACCCUUACCCCUCCCCUAAAAUGGCCAUAGAUUUAUAACCUGCUCAAAACUUAAGAAAUAAAUUUUUCCAGAAAGUGGUACUUGAAUAUAAGAUAGGAGGCAUUUUGUGGUAAACAUCGAUCGGAAAAGGAAAAUAAAUCAAAUAAGAAUUCAUCGAAGUGAUAAGGGUGGCCUGUUGGUCUUGUAGCAUUAUUCUCGCUUAGGGUGCGAGAGGUCCUGGGUUCGACUUCCAGACAGGCCCUAAAAAACAGUAUCUAAUUUAAUGCCUACGUGACUUUUUUUUUGGCUUAUCAUUUUUACACAAAUUAUGUCCUAAAUUUGCAAACCGCUGAAUUUUUCGCAUUGGGUCUUUGAGUUUUUGGUGAAACUCUGUUCAACGCAAGGUACUAAUGCCCGCUAUAUGUAGCCGAGAGAUUUUCACCUUAAAAUGCCGGCAAGAGCAGAAUUUCGACUCAGACCCCAAAGAGACGUGGCACUAUAACCACGUGACAUUUACUCCAAUGGCCAAAAAUUUUAUGCUCUAUUGUAGAUUGAUCUAUACGUUAUCCAUGCUAUAUGUUAGACUUACGAUCAAAGUAAACGUGGGGAUACCAGACAGCUUCAAAGUACGAAGGUAGCCCCACAAAAUAACUGGGUCGAGUCACCUUAAUUGCAAAUUAGGAAAAAGGAAAUUUGCAUAUGGUCAUCUUUUCAGUACAAAUCAACGCCCGCCCUGCAGCUAAGCAUUUUCUUCUUAUUAUAGCGUAACUGAUCUAAAAAACCUAUUCCUGGUCAUUUAUAAUUUUUACGCGUAUUUUUUCCUAAGCGCGUUCUUGAAUUUAUCAUCAUAGUGCGAACAGAGAAGUCGAGGAUUCAUAGACUUUAUUAAACAAGCCUGCCAAAUAGGCCAUCUAUCAAACAGAUGGUUCUCGUAAUUCUAAAAGCAAUUUCUUAAGAUCUCAUUACUUCCUUUUCAGCUGGUAUUUCUAUGUUAUUGUUCCCAGUGCAAAGUCCUGCGCCAAAUAAGCAAGCAAUCAAUUGAGGGAAAUUAAGGUCUGUAACCUGACAAAAUAGGGCCAUUUAUACGAGGAAAAAUAAGACGCGUCUAAAAUAAGACGCGAACUGUACCAUUUAUACGAGCAUAUCUUAUCUAAUAAGACGCGUCUUAGCUAAUCCGCGCCUUAUUUUAGACGAAAUGUGCCGUUUAUACGGAAAGUUCGCGUCUUAUUUAAGACGUGUCUUAUGUAAGACGCGUCUUAUUUUUCCUCGUAUAAAUGGCCCUAAUGUUAUCGAAGCAAUUCCAGAUAUGUCGGUGCCUGACAUAUAAUGUUCUAAAAUGUUCUGCAAUUGGUAUAAAGAUUUAAUGGAAGCGAAACCAAUUGUGGAAUUGCACACAUUUUAGGCAUCCUACUGAUAAACAGUUACGACACGUGGAUAUUGAUAUUUUUAGCAACUACUAGAUAAUUUGCAGUCUGUCCACUUUGAAUACAAUCUUUACUUUGAAUCGAGACACUGUUGACUCCCGAGAACUCGAACCUCCCACUAACUCGAAGUAAUUUUUACUUCCCUUCUGGACAUCUCUACAUCAUUUUACCCUAGAUGACUCGAAAUAUGUUUCAAGUGCCACUUGUAAACCAACUUUACUUCAUCCAAGUGAAACGACAAAGAAUUUUCACUUAUCGGUGUUUUGUCAUGGAAGUUAAAGAGUUCCUCUUAACAAAUGAUACGCGUACGCAUUUAACAAUGGAAAAAUAUUCUAAAUUUUGUUCGCGAAUUUGUGAUGUUCUCAGGGUGCACGUUUUCAGAAAAAACAAUAAAUAAAUAAUAAAUUAAAAAACUCUCUAUUUUCAGUUGAGUUCUCCCUAAUUGAGCAUGUUGACUUAUGGGGUAACUGACUGAAAACAUAUGACGUUUGCUCAACUAAAACUACGCUCCCCGACAUGGUAAUAUGUUGCAACUCGUAACUAAUUUAUAGUUUUUAUUGGUUGGAGUCUAGCGAAACAUUUGUUAAAUAUAAUUGUACACCUGCUAACUUACUUUAUGUUUGUUACCACACGUCUGAUAGGUGUGUUAAAUAAACAAACGCAAUUUAUACAACAUAAAAACCUUGUGUGUCAUAGCGGAAAAGAACACUUUUUCUGAAGCAGUCGAAGUAAGGCAUCUCGCCUCCACAGCAAGAAGAAUGGUGAACUUGACGGAAGACGGAAACGUCACUGUGAUGGAGACACUGCUUUCUGCAAACAUACGUGUAGGUUUCUACAUUGCGUUAGCAGCUGUAAAUAUUGUUCUCUCUAUCAUGGCAUCUCUGGGCAACGUUCUGAUCCUGAUUGCUCUUCGCAAUGUGACUUCUAUUCAUCCGCCGACAAAACUGUUGUUUCAAUGCUUGGCCAUCACUGAUCUUGGAGUUGGUCUCAUUUCCCAGCCGCUCAUGGUCGCCAGGUCCCUGAUUGUUUAUAUUAAAAAUCUUGACUUAAAAUUUUGGAAUAUUUUCUCUCACCUUCUAUUCAGGUCUUCAUCUAUUAUUUUUAGUGGAUUAUCGGUUUUUGCAUCAACUGCCCUGAGUGUGGACAGACUUCUCGCCCUGUUUUUGGGGUUAAGGUACAGACACGUCGUAACAUUGAAGCGAGUUCGUGCAAUUCUUGCCUGUGGUUGUUUAGCCUUUCUAUUGAUUAUGUUGGUUUGUUAUUUUCACGUAAAAACCGGCGGGAUUACAAUGGCAAUUUUGUAUACACUUUGUCUCAUUAUCUCACUGUUCUCGUACACGAAGAUCGUCAUUAGACUUCGGCAACAUCAGUCCAGUGUAGGAGACAAUGUUCAGCAAGGACAAGCGAACACAGGAGGAAUGCCAUUGAACUUAAAACGAUAUAAAAAAAACUGUUGUAAGCAUAGCUUUAGUGCAGCUAGCAUUAGUUAUAUGCUAUUUUCCAUUUAA